GAUAAUCAACAAACCAUUGGCAUUAACUUGGAAUAAGCAUCAAAGAAAGCAUUAUUAGCAAAAUGUUGAAAUACUUCCUGCUCUUAGCUGUAAUCUCCUGCGCCGCUGUUGCUGAGGAUGCCGAAACCUUAAAAUACAAUUCCGAUGUCAAUGAACAUGGCUUCCAAUACGAUUUUGAGACCAGCAAUCACAUUCAUGCCCAAGCUUCUGGUGAUGAUCAUGGUGCCGUUAAAGGCGAUUUUGAAUGGCACUCUCCUGAAGGUGAACAUAUUCACAUCAACUAUGUAGCCGACGAUAAUGGUUAUCAACCUCAGAGUGAUAUUCUGCCCACUCCUCCACCAAUUCCAGAGGCCAUUGCCAAGGCCAUUCAGUAUAUUCAAGCUCAUGGUGGUCAUGCUUAAAACGAGAACUGAAUUGUGAGGGUGA
Molecule: messenger RNA, 426 nt
Organism: Stomoxys calcitrans (stable fly)
Lineage: Eukaryota; Metazoa; Arthropoda; Insecta; Diptera; Muscidae
Product: larval cuticle protein 4-like
Exons: 2
Coding region: 63-401 (112 amino acids)
Cellular component (GO): chitin-based extracellular matrix
Molecular function (GO): structural constituent of chitin-based larval cuticle
Source: RefSeq, a predicted model, not a curated record